AUGCUGUCAUCAACAUCAGGCCAGGGCUUUAAGGAGUUCCAAUCUGAAGCUAACGUUCUGAUGAAUGUUCAUCAUAAAAACUUGACGUCGCUUGUGGGGUACUGCAUUGAGGGAACAAACAUUGGGAUCAUCUAUGAAUUCAUGGCCAAUGGAAACUUACACCAGAAUCUCUCAGCCGGAAACCAUAAUGUUCUAAGCUUUUGGGAUAGGCUCCGAAUUGCUGCAGAUUCUGCCCAAGGAUUGGAGUAUCUUCACCAUGGUUGCAAGCCGCCCAUAGUUCACAGAGAUGUCAAAUGUACGAAUAUCCUGCUCAAUGAAAAGUUCCAAGCCAAAAUAGCUGAUUUUGGAUUAUCGCGAGCUUAUCCUGAUGAAAAUCAGACGCAUAUCUCAACAGUUAUCGCAGGCACUUGGGGAUACGUGGAUCCUGAGUAUUACACAUUAGCUAAGUUGACUGAGAAGAGCGAUGUGUAUAGUUUUGGCGUUGUUAUUUUGGAAAUAAUGACAGGGCAACCUGCAAUAAUAGGGAAAGCCCCUGACCAAGCUCACAUUAGUCGUUGGGUGACCUCCAUGCUGAAGAAUGGGAACAUUAAGGACGUAGUUGAUCCCAGGUUAAUGGGCGAGUUUGACGCUAAUUCAGCUUGGAAAACUGUGGAACUGGCACUGGCUUGUGUGUCUCAAGAUUCCAACAAAAGACCCACUAUGAAUGAGGUUGUGAGUGAGUUGAAGGAUUGCUUGGCAACGGAGAUGGCUAGACAUGGCGGCACAACUUCACAGAGGUCCAUCGAUAAUUUGCCCGCUGCAACUAUUGACUCAGAAUUUGGGCCCAUGGCAAGGUAG
Molecule: messenger RNA, 837 nt
Organism: Ipomoea nil (Japanese morning glory)
Lineage: Eukaryota; Viridiplantae; Streptophyta; Magnoliopsida; Solanales; Convolvulaceae
Product: probable LRR receptor-like serine/threonine-protein kinase At1g51880
Exons: 4
Coding region: 1-837 (278 amino acids)
Biological process (GO): protein phosphorylation
Molecular function (GO): protein kinase activity; ATP binding
Source: RefSeq, a predicted model, not a curated record